This is a messenger RNA of Neocloeon triangulifer, 2379 nucleotides long. It is a transcript of the gene Ent1, whose product is annotated as equilibrative nucleoside transporter 3. Gene Ontology annotation, molecular function: nucleoside transmembrane transporter activity. Lineage: Eukaryota; Metazoa; Arthropoda; Insecta; Ephemeroptera; Baetidae. Gene Ontology annotation, biological process: nucleoside transmembrane transport. Gene Ontology annotation, cellular component: plasma membrane. Bases 182 to 1600 code for a protein of 472 amino acids. The record is from RefSeq and is a predicted model, not a curated record. The transcript has 12 exons.
ACUGCGAAGAGAGGAAAGGAGAAAAAAACCAAAACAAUAAUAAACAAUAAACAAACAUUGGGUCGCAGGAUUUGCUCUCGGUCGAGGAGCAAGUCGAGGACUAGUUUCACGUGAUUCGUGAAUCAUUGCUGCGCUGUCUCAUUUAUUUUAACCUUGCUCGGAAACAUAAAAAGCUGUAACAAUGGAUUUGGCUGUAAAUUGUCAGCCUCUGCAUCAAAAGAAUGACAGUGACGAUAGCGAGGCAGAGCAGAGUUCUUCAGAAACUCAACAAUGUGAUGACAUAUUACCAGAUGAUGCGAGUCCGUCUUCAAAAACCUCUGAUCGUCUAAUCAAAUAUGGAAACCCUCGAGACGGAUACAAUGUAGCAUUUUUCAUCUUUUAUUUGCUUGGAAUGACCACACUUCUGCCGUGGAAUUUCUUCAUCACACCAGACCACUACUGGAUGUACAAAUUGCGGGAGGUAUCGGACAAUUCUACAGUUCCCAGCAAUGGAAGGACACCCUUGCAAGCUGAAUUUACGUCUUACUUGAGUCUUGCUGCCAACGUCCCAAACACAGUUUUUAUGAUUUUGGGAGCACUGUAUGGAAAACGCAUUCCAUUAAAGCUUAGAAUGAUUGGCAGCCUGGCUUUAAUCUUGGUCUUAUUUCUGGUGACAACUUCAUUGGUUUAUGUGAACACUGACACAUGGCAACAAAGUUUCUUUAUCUUGACGUUAGCUACAGUAGUUAUUCUAAAUGUGGGGACGGCUAUUAUGAACCUUGGCCUUUACGGAAUUGUUGGCAGUUUCCCGCAUCGAUACAUAACAGCAGUGGUUGGUGGCCAAGCAUUAGGAGGUGUUUUUGCUGCUUUAGCAAAUAUUGUUUCCAUCUGGCUCGGAGCAUCUCCCCAAUCCAGCGCUCUUGCAUAUUUUUUGGUGGCCGAUAUUGUGCUUGCGACAUCUGUGAUUGCCUACUUGGCCCUUUCAUCGUCUCCAUUCUUCAAAUUUUACAUGGGCCUUCGGCACCAAAAUGUCCCGUUCAGCCCUACAGACGAUGGAGAUUCUAAUGUGCUACCCUCUGACAUUUCGUUUCGUAGAAUACAAAAGAAGAUUUGGGUGCAUUGUUUUAGUAUUUUGAUGGUGUUUGUCGUCACUAUUGGAGCAUUUCCUGGGAUCACAGUGCUAAUAAAUUCAGUGCAUAAAGCAAACAAGAAGCCAUGGAAUUAUAUCUACUUUGUUCCUGUCGUUGGCUUUUUGAUUUUUAGUAUUUGCGAUUACGCAGGACGUCUUUUUGCUGGUUGGCUUCGACGGCCUAAAAGAAAUCAGUGGCUUCUGGCCUUGUUAAGUAUUCUCAGGAUUGCAUUUAUACCUCUCUUCAUGUUCUGCAACGCUGAACCUCGUAAUUCGUUACCAGUGCUAAUUGACAGUGACGCUUAUUACGUAUUGAUUAUGAUGGCAUUUGCUUUGUCAAAUGGCUAUCUGGCCAAUAUAAUCUUCAUUAAUGUUCCAAGUCUAACAAGCAAUGCAGAGGUGGAAACUGCAUCCCAAAUUAUAACUGCGUGGUUAAGCAUGGGUACCUCGAUAGGUGCUGGCUUGAGCCUUUUGAUGAUUCGGUUGCUGUAAGAUCUCAAUUUUAUUGGACUCGCUAUAAUAUAGAACGUGAUCAAAAUAAUCAAAAAUCUUGUUGAAAAGCUAAGUCAGCAAGUUGAGAGAUUUUCUCUCGUUAUCUUUUGGUGUGUGCAUUUGCUGAAAUGGAAUAUAUCCAUCUGAAUGUUAAAAUCUCGGCAUAUGAGCCACUCAAUUAAUGUUGCACAAUAAUAAUUAUAUCAUGCCAUCUGUUAUUUAUAAUGUUCGUUUUUGACACAAGACUCAAGUUAAGACUUAAAAGCAUUAAUUGUGUUUGGUUGAUGGGUUUGGACAGGUUGUACGUUGUACUGUACUUUCUUUUACGAUUCUCAAUUUAAGAUAAAUAAUUGAUUCAUUUUUAUAUUAUUAAUGCUUUUUGAGACCUGGUGCAUGUGAAUGACAAGACAAUGUAUAGAAUUACGGAAAUAUAAUAGAUAAAAAAUAUAUGUACGAAUUGAUCGGUGCCAAGACUGUGUUAAGUGCUUUUAAGCAUAUAUGCAUAAAUUUACUGGGGUUUUAAAACAGUUUUAUUUUUAAUAUCUUAAUCUGUAACGCAUUUUAAAUAAUUAUACGCUAUUGUGAUUACAUUUUUUCAUUUUUUUUUUACGGUUAAGUUAAUAAUUUUUACAACUUUCAUACUUAUUAAAAUGCAUUUUAUGCUAUCUUGACAAAAUUCGUCCUCAUUAUAUAUGAUUAUGUAAAAUUUGUAUCCUCUCAUCUUGACUAUAAUAUAUAAUUAUAUAUCUUAAGUAAUCAAACUAUUAUGUUAUAUACAC